This is a messenger RNA of Mytilinidion resinicola, 865 nucleotides long. RefSeq lists its product as uncharacterized. The coding region runs from base 193 to 741 and encodes 182 amino acids. The transcript has 3 exons. NCBI's taxonomy places the organism in Eukaryota, Fungi, Ascomycota, Dothideomycetes, Mytilinidiales, Mytilinidiaceae. The record is from RefSeq and is a predicted model, not a curated record.
AUCGAGCCGGCCCGGUGAUAUUGAGGGUUCUCAAUCGUGGACGUCGUAGUAAUAGCAGCAAGCGUUCGGCAUCGCGCCUAAGGCUCCUUCGCGUGCGUCUUGGUAGGGUCACAAAAUCGGACACCCCGUCAGCAUCGCUCUUUUGGCCUUGGGAAAGGCCAAUUUCCAGACCUGGGAGCAAGCACGACCAGCAUGGCCGCGACGACUCGCAACACCGGGCAAACAGCUCUCCCACCUCUCGAUAAUAACCUCGUUCAUCAUCCAGACAGCUGCCUAGGACUCUCCCUUCCCCUCAUCGAACGAAUAGCGCGAAUCCUCCCUCACAACCCACGUACGAUCGUCUCCAUUGGCAGCGGCACUGGCCUUUUCGAAGCACUUCUCCUUCAUCACGAGCCCGACCUCACCUUGUACGGCGUAGAAGUCGGAUCCGAUCUAUCGAUAAAUAAAUACAUUCCAGAACAAUACACAGAGACAGUCGGUGGAACAUGGGACCUCUGUUCCCUCGCGGAGAGUGCGGCGGCUUGGAUGUUUGUAUAUCCAAGAAGUCCAAAACUCGUCGCACAGUAUCUCGAACGUUACGCAAGCAGCAAGACUUUGGAGAUGGUUGUAUGGCUGGGCCCAAGAGAAGACUGGACUGUGUUCGAGCCAUGCUUCAGCCGCGCUUCCAUGUGCGCGGAAAUAUCUCAAGAUGCCCUGCUGCGGCCAUAUGAGAUGAUGGCCAUAUAUAAGACCAAGACAUAAAAUUGCACACUCCUUGCGAUUACUUAGGGAACCCCGAUAGGCUCUGAAACUCGGAAUACGAUGUGGAGGGAGGCAGUGGAACCUAGGCUACCGUUUGACUGAUUGAAGGUUUGCUAGUUGAGGC